Hippoglossus stenolepis (Pacific halibut) is the source of this 1742-nucleotide messenger RNA. RefSeq names its product gonadotropin-releasing hormone II receptor. Bases 229 to 1479 code for a protein of 416 amino acids. Gene Ontology annotation, biological process: G protein-coupled receptor signaling pathway. Gene Ontology annotation, molecular function: peptide binding; gonadotropin-releasing hormone receptor activity. Lineage: Eukaryota; Metazoa; Chordata; Actinopteri; Pleuronectiformes; Pleuronectidae. The transcript has 4 exons. Gene Ontology annotation, cellular component: membrane. The record is from RefSeq and is a predicted model, not a curated record.
GCGGAGGAGCUGCACAGAUGUGGUGCUUGAACCUGACGCCUUCCUCAUCUUACAGCUGCUGGGAUCUUUUUCUUUUUUUAAUACUCGGGGUUCCAAACCUGCGCAUGAGGCUCAACCCGCAGCCUCCACAACACACGCACCGCUGCUCUUCACGGUGGAUGAGUAGCAUGUUUCUUCCUCUGUGCGCCUCAGAAAAUAAACACCACUCUGUGUGACUCUGCAGUGACCAUGCAUCACCUGCCAGCAGAUCAUCAACCCAACAGCAGCUGCAACUGCUCCUCUCCCCCUUCCAACUGGACAGCAGGGGGCGACACCCUGCAGCUGCCCACAUUCACAACAGCAGCCAAAGUCAGGGUGACCAUCACCUUCAUCCUCUGCGCCACGUCGGCCUUCUGCAACCUGGCCGUGCUGUGGGCAGCCCACAGCGAUGGGAAGCGAAAGUCGCACGUCAGGGUGCUGAUCAUCAACCUGACUGUGGCUGAUCUGCUCAUGACCUUCAUCGUGAUGCCAGUUGACGCAGUGUGGAACAUCACAGUCCAGUGGCUUGCUGGGGACCUUGUCUGCAGGCUACUGAUGUUUCUCAAGCUGCAGGCGAUGUACUCCUGCGCCUUUGUCACUGUGGUGAUUAGCCUGGACAGGCAGUCAGCUAUUCUCAACCCUCUGGCUAUCAACGAGGCCAGAAAGAGGAACAGAGUCAUGCUGUCUGUGGCGUGGGCCAUGAGUGUUGUGCUGUCAGUCCCUCAGAUAUUCCUUUUUCACAACGUGACCAUCAUUCAUCCCGAGGAGUUCACUCAGUGCACGACUCGUGGAAGUUUCAUGAGUCACUGGCAUGAAACUGCCUACAACAUGUUCACCUUCUCCUGCCUGUUCCUGCUGCCUCUGGUCAUCAUGAUCACCUGUUACACGAGGAUCUUCUGUGAGAUCUCCAAACGACUGAAAACGGACAACUUGUCGUCCAAUGAGGUGCAUUUGCGGUGUUCAAAGAACAACAUCCCCAGAGCCCGAAUGAGAACUCUAAAAAUGAGUAUAGUUAUUGUCUUGUCUUUUAUUAUCUGCUGGACUCCGUACUACCUGCUGGGCCUGUGGUACUGGUUCUUCCCCGAUGACCUUGAGGGGAAGGUCUCCCAAUCGCUAACCCACAUCCUGUUCAUCUUUGGUCUGGUCAACGCCUGCCUGGACCCGGUCAUCUACGGCCUGUUCACCAUUCACUUUCGAAAGGGGCUCCGGAGGUAUUUUUGCAAAGCUCCCCCAGCGUCUGACCUGGAUAACAACACGGUUAUAACUGGAUCUUUAACUUGUGCUGCCAGUAUUUCACCGCUGAAAAGAGAGGUGAGCCCUGCUGCCAGCCAGGAGAAGUUCAUAAUGUACAGUACCAAUCACAGUAAAGAAGAGUCAACAUCACCAAGUGGCAGGUUUUUAACAGCAGACAAUAAUACAGCUAGAGAUGUAAACCAGUCCAGCUCCGACAGCACCGUGUGAGGACAGGAGAAGAGACCUGACAGUUUUUUAUAAUGUUGUAUAACUAUAUUAUUUAUUCAUCUUUAUUCAUCGUCUGACGGUCUAAUGUGUGGGGUCCUGUAUUCCUUGAACCCUGUCAUUUUACCUAAAAAAUGAUGCUUGUGUAUAAUAAAAUGAAAUACAUUUAUAUUUCCUGUAAGAGGAGAAACUUGGUAAAUGAAUGUUUAUGUGCUCUGUAUCUUGUGAUUUGACAUCUUGAAUUAAAUUAAAUGUAUCCACUGGGA